This is a messenger RNA of Beta vulgaris subsp. vulgaris (sugar beet), 1270 nucleotides long. RefSeq lists its product as uncharacterized. Bases 44 to 838 code for a protein of 264 amino acids. The record is from RefSeq and is a predicted model, not a curated record. NCBI's taxonomy places the organism in Eukaryota, Viridiplantae, Streptophyta, Magnoliopsida, Caryophyllales, Amaranthaceae. The transcript is spliced from 3 exons.
UCUUCUUUGUGCAUGUGAAGCAAAAGUUUAAGAAAUAAAUAAAAUGGGUUGCGGAGGAUCCAAGCUGGGGCCGGAACAGGAGGCCAGGCUCCGACCGAUCCUCCGCCGGCGGCUCGAAGAGUUCAUAGCCAGGAGGAAUGCUGGCCUCUCCAAGAAGCAGCUCCUUGCCGCUGAUGGUGCCGUUUCUCGUGAUUCCGAAGGAGAAGAUAAUGAAGAAGAAAUUACUAAAGAUGAUACGCCGCCACCGCCUCCACCACCACCAAUGCCGCCUCCGGUUUCGCCACCUCAUGGUUUAAAUAAUGAUCAUGUUUUUCUUCGUACACAAGAUAUUCCUCCUGUGCCUCAAAUUAUUACUCCUACUAUAGAUAAUAAUACUAUUAAUAAUGAUGAAUUAGUAAGUGGGAAUUAUGUUAAGGGAGAAAAUACUCAUGUUGGUGAAGAAAAAAUUUCAAAUGAUAUAGAUACAUCUAAGGGAUCAUUACAAGGAGAAGAGGAUGAAUGCGUUGAUAACCUAGACAACCUUGACAUCUAUGGUUCUCCUAGCUUCCGAGUUUAUUGUGUACAAUCUCUCGAUGAAGAGCUUGAAGAUAUUGCUGGACAUCUUGAAUCUGAAGAAUGCAUUAAUGAAGUUGAUAAAAAUGGCUUACGUCGGGAAUCAUCUGAUUCAAAUGAGGUGAUGGUGGAGAAACACACAUUGAAGAAGAAUAGAAGAGGGAGGAAAUUUAAAAGGAUAAUGAUCCCAAAAAGAGGGAAAAAUAUAUUUCAUAACAUGCCUUCAUUUUAUAACUUUCCUUGUAACUCCAACAAUUCUCAUCUCAUGGAACAAGCAGCGGCAUAAUAAAAUAUUACAAUAACGAUUUCUUCUUAGGAAAGAGCUUCUAAAUUUAGGGGUGAGAAAAAAGGGAGAAAGGGUGCUUUUUUUCCAAUAUUUUUUAUAUUUUCUUUUUGUGUGUAGGAGAUGAGAAAGAAAGUAUUAUUAGCAAAAUUUUCACUUAAUUUCAUGUUCGAUAAUCCGUUUGUAGGAAGUAAGUGCAUAUUUUGCUUGGAUAAGCAGAAAAUUAUAAUAUAUUCUCAUCUUUGAGGUUCAUAUAUAUAUAUAAAAGAGUGUUCAUCUAGAAACUAGUUUGGGUGGUGCAUGUAAAUUGUGAGCAAUCCACACUUAUGUAGAAGCUAGUUUCCGAGCAUAUACAUGCUAAUGAGAUGCGGUUGAUCCAAAAUUAAUGUAGAAGCCCUUGACUGAUGCCGAGACUUGGUGUACAAGUUCAUUAGA